UAUUACCUAGUCAUACUUGUGGCAACCCAGGAGAAAUACCUAAAGGAGUACUUCAUGGAACAAGAUUCAACAUUGGAGAUAAAAUCCGAUACAGUUGUGUCUCUGGUUAUAUCCUAGAAGGGCAUGCCAUGUUGACAUGUAUUGUGAGCCCUGGAAAUGGUGCAUCAUGGGAUUUUCCAGUUCCUUUUUGCAGAGCUGAAGGAGCUUGUGGAGGGACACUACGUGGGACAAGCGGAACUAUUUCAAGUCCUCACUUCCCCUCCGAGUAUGAAAAUAAUGCUGAUUGCACCUGGACCAUAUUGGCUGAACCAGGAGAUACCAUUGCUUUGGUCUUUACUGACUUCCAGUUAGAGGAAGGAUAUGACUUCUUAGAGAUCAGUGGAACAGAAGCACCAUCAAUAUGGUAA
This is a messenger RNA of Mesitornis unicolor (brown roatelo), 407 nucleotides long. RefSeq names its product CUB and sushi domain-containing protein 1-like. Lineage: Eukaryota; Metazoa; Chordata; Aves; Mesitornithiformes; Mesitornithidae. The record is from RefSeq and is a predicted model, not a curated record. The annotation marks the transcript as partial. The transcript has 2 exons.